AUGCAAAGUACGCUACUCCUACCUUCCCAUAUCGUUCGGUCCUGUCGCUUAAUUGCCGGUCGUCGAUACACGCCCGCUUGGUCGGUCUCAUCUCGUCAAUUUCACCAGUCUCUUUUUCGUUACUCACAGCCAUCUCCCGAGUCCAAUGGCGCCUCGGACUCAAAUUCCGAUACCCGGAAUGGUGUACAGCCCAUCGACAUGAAUGCACAGCCUGCGGAACAUGCUCAAGACUCGACUAAUUCGAAUCAGUCAUCAGCCGGACGAAAAAGUUAUAUAUCAGGUCUUCGUCGGACAUGGAAAGAAAAAAAACCCCUGUCAGAGGAUGCAUCGGCCACUGCUACAAUUCCUCAAUGGUUUAUAGAUAGGAAUGUCGUUACGUACGCCCAAGCAGUUGACAUACCACCCCAGCUAUAUGUCAAAUCCUUCAAGCAGACAGCAUCGACUCCGUCAUCGCCACCACCGUCUGAAGAAGUCACGAGCAAUGCACAAGAAAGUACGUCAGAGAAAUUAGACAAUGAGGGUCCCAGCGGCGAUAUGCCUGGGCCAACUGUCAACAAUGGUCGUUAUACACUAGAUCGUGAUGUCUGGUCCAGACUGAAGCUUUCAGUCAAAGCAGGAUUUACAUCCCCGUCCGCGCAGUAUGUCAAUGAUCCAGCAACGGAAAAGUCGCACAUCCUUCUGCAAUAUCCCCACAGAAGAAAUGAGGCCAAUAUUGAUGUCAUUGGUGGAAGCUUGUUUUUGCAUGCUGUGGUUCAAAGCUUAGCGAAGCAUGAAAAGGCAGAUCUGAUGACACUGAAUGCGCAGGAUAUUGCUCGGCUGUGCAGUGAGCAAGCUCGGGCAGAAGGUAAGACCUCCUCGUCAAUACGAAACCUGGGAUACGAGAUCUACAAUUCCUGGAAUAAAAAGCGUAGACUGGAUAUGGAGUCGCCCCUGGAUAAGGAGGAGACUCGCGACGACGGCGACUCUUCAAUCUCUCUUUCAGGCUCCAACAUACGCCCGCAUAUAUUACCUAUUGAAGUCACACUUCCAGAUACGCAACUACCUAAUUGGUUAUUGUCAUCCUUCGGGGGCGGUACGGACAGUGCUCGCACAUCCCGCACAGAGACCAGUGCAUGGAUGCGUGUUAUCAAUCAGUUAACGUCUAUAGCCUCUCAAAAUCAGCCUGCUUCCAGUGACAGUACUGCUACGCAAGAUACCAAGACUGGGAAGAAGCCCGAUAUGUCACCAAAAACGAUCAUUCAUAUUCAAGAUUACGUGGAGUUAAUGCAGACUCGAGAAGGCUCAAAGUUUCUAAGAUUGUUACUGGAUGCGAUUCACAGCCGUCGACGCGAAGGUCACAGAAUUCUACUGAUUGGAACGUCGUCGGGAUAUCGGGACGUAUACUUCGACAAGGAGAUGUCUCCGCUGCCAAUCGUUGAGCAAACGAGACUUUACCUUGAUAGCUCGGCUAGACCCUUUGCUUCCCCCAUCGCCGUCUUUCCCUCGAUGGAUCCGAAGGAACUCAGUGUCAAAUUCACCGAAGACCGGCGCUCUCGAAUUAGAGAUAUCAAUAUACGGCAUCUGCAAGACAUGCUCCGUCUGCGGGUAGAUACAGACACCACCCCCAUAGAUGACAACAUCUUUGACCCAGCCUCCUGGCCCGAUGACAUCGACGCGCCCACCUCACAUUUUGGACUGAAUAAUGAUUACUUGGGCUAUACUCGUGUACACAAUCUUAGCUCGAUGAUCAUGGGUGCUGUGCCACCCAACGAGAAGUUGAGCUUCAAGCACAUUCGACAAGCAUUCCUAGCUGAGACCAGGCAUAGGAAAUCUUGUGAAAAUUGGUACUCGCCUUCCAGAUCCUCAGGGCCUAUAGCUUGGGGGGCUAAUGGAAAGCCAAUGACUUCUGAAGUCGAUGAAGGACUCAGAGUUUCGAAACUGGAUACAAUCUCACAGCUCGAGUGUAACAAAUACGAAAAAAAGCUUUUGGGUGGCGUUGUCGAUGCGGAUAGUAUCCGGACGACAUUUUCCGAUGUCCACGUGCCUUCCGAGACGGUUGAGUCUCUGAAGACAUUAACUUCUCUCUCGUUGCAGAGACCGGAUGCGUUCACUUAUGGUGUGCUUGCAUCCGAUAAAAUACCUGGAAUGCUUCUGUAUGGACCCCCUGGAACCGGAAAAACAUUGCUUGCCAAAGCAGUAGCUCGAGAAAGUGGUGCGACGGUCUUGGAGGUCAGUGGGUCGGACAUAUACGACAUGUACGUUGGUGAAGGCGAGAAAAACGUCAGAGCCAUCUUCACCCUUGCAAAAAAGCUUAGCCCUUGCGUUGUUUUUAUCGAUGAGGCAGAUGCCAUUUUUGGAUCUCGAAAUCAAAGCCGAAAUCGUUUCUCGUCUCACCGGGAGCUGAUCAAUCAGUUCCUACGAGAAUGGGAUGGUAUGAAUGAUAUGUCGGCUUUCAUCAUGGUGGCAACGAACAGACCUUUUGAUCUUGAUGACGCUGUUCUUCGACGCCUUCCUCGCAGGCUCUUGGUGGAUCUACCUGUCGAACAAGAUCGUGAAGCAAUUCUUAAAAUACAUUUGAAGAAUGAGCAAUUAGACUCCUCGGUUGAUCUCGCAGACUUGGCACGUCGAACUCCAUUCUAUUCCGGAUCUGACCUCAAGAACGUCUGUGUAGCCGCUGCCUUGACCUGUGUCCGUGAGGAAUACGAGAACAAGACCCAGCACACAGGCGAAACACCAUAUCACUACCCCGAACGACGUACGCUAACUCAAUCACACUUUGAGCGCGCCAUGGAGGAGAUAAGUGCAUCAAUCAGUGAGGAUAUGUCGUCACUCGAUGAGAUCCGCAAAUUCGACGAAAAGUUUGGCGAUCGCAAGGCCAGACGCAAAAGGAAGGCAUCUUGGGGUUUUAUGCCUCUGCACGAUGCCCAAGCACCGUUGGACACAACCCGGGUGCGUACUUGA
Molecule: messenger RNA, 2940 nt
Organism: Talaromyces marneffei
Lineage: Eukaryota; Fungi; Ascomycota; Eurotiomycetes; Eurotiales; Trichocomaceae
Exons: 1
Coding region: 1-2940 (979 amino acids)
Cellular component (GO): mitochondrial outer membrane
Molecular function (GO): ATP binding; ATP hydrolysis activity
Source: RefSeq, a predicted model, not a curated record